CUCAGACUAUGUCAUGUUAUUUGAAGAUGAUUUAGUGGAACCAGUUGGAUUAUUGUAUGGACUGUAGGCUACAAUGCUGUUUUCUCAAAGAAAAAAACUGAAGGUGACGCUGCUGCAUCUCUUCGUACUCUGUGCAGCCCAGCAUUCAGCUCAGCCUGAGGCUUCCCAGGUGAAAGGCCUUGUGGGAAAGAUACACUGUUUUCCUGUGAUGGUGUUGAAGUCCGGCAAUUUACUUUAUGGAGACCGUGGCAAUAUUGUACGCGUGUACCUUGGUAAACAAACUUCUACCAACCUUGAGGAGAGAUUUAAAAACCGCCUUCACUGGAACAAUGUCACUGGAUUCUUCACUUUGACAGAUCUACAAAUAGACGAUUCUGGGGUUUAUACUGUGGAGAAUAUAGAUGAAGGGAAGACAACACAUACAUUUCUGCUGACUGUGUACUAUGUUCUGUCCAAACCUCAGGUGACGGUCCAUGAUAACAUCUCCUGUAGCGUGGUGUGUUCUGUGGAGAACGGGAGAGAGGUGACCCUGUCCUGGUAUAAAGGAGGGAAGAUACUCAACCAGACCAGCAGCACUGACCACAACAUCACCCUCUCUAUACCUCUCAAGGUGGAUGAACAGAACAGAGAUUCUUACAGAUGUGAGGCUGCCAACCCAGUCAGCAAGGAGACAGCUGUUGUUCCACAUUCCUGUAUAGAGAGUGAUCCCUUCAAGGUGACAGAUGGUGAUGAGAGGACUCAGGGUCGUCUUAUUAUUGCUGUAAUCUGCAUUUUGGUUGCCUCAGGACUUGGUCUUGCAAUAUAUCUUAAGAAGAGGAGAAACGGACACUCACAUGCAGAUUCACCUGAAAGAGAGCAAGAUGACAUUCAGUAUGCAGAGAUAACUCACAUUAAACCAGCAGAAAACCAGGAGGAGGGAACAGGUAUACAAGGAUUGGAGUCACUUAGAGACAACCCUAACCUGACAGUUUAUGAUACACUCCAGUUACAUCGCAUGGCUGCCAGCGAGAAUGUUGACACUGCAUGAAGGUGCAAAACAGGAAGGUUCUGAGAGAUUGACAUGGUAAUUCACAUCCAAGAGAAGGUGUUACAUCAUAAAGUGGACGUUGAGACAGAAUUAUAGUAAAUAUUAGAUUAGGAAACCUAAUGGAGUCACAGUUGUUAAUGGAGAAAAUUCCCAUU
This is a messenger RNA of Oncorhynchus masou masou (cherry salmon), 1182 nucleotides long. RefSeq names its product leucine-rich repeats and immunoglobulin-like domains protein 1. The record is from RefSeq and is a predicted model, not a curated record. NCBI's taxonomy places the organism in Eukaryota, Metazoa, Chordata, Actinopteri, Salmoniformes, Salmonidae. The transcript is spliced from 6 exons. Bases 74 to 1027 code for a protein of 317 amino acids.